UCCCCGACCCCGCGGCUACCGGGGCCCGCCCGAGGCUCCUCCCCGCGGAGCAGGCGCAGAGCGCGGCGGGGGAAGAUGGCGGCGGCGCGGCUGUGGCGGUGCGGGCUGCGCGGCCCCUGCGUGUCCGGCGCCGGGCGGUUUUUCAGCCGUGGGCCAAAUGUACUGCAUCAAGACAGCAGUGCACCACAAGCUGCUUUCUUCUCACCUCUUCAAAAAGUGAUGUUGCCACCAAAUACAUUCCAAGGGAAAGUGGCCUUUGUAACUGGUGGAGGUACUGGGAUUGGCAAAGCCAUGACAACAACUUUGUCCAGUUUAGGUGCCACGUGUGUUAUAGCAAGCCGGAAGCUGGAUGUUUUGAAAGGAACAGCAGAUGAAAUUUCUUCUAAAACAGGGAAUAAGGUUCAUGCCAUCCAGUGUGAUGUGAGGGAUCCGGUUUCAGUUAAGAAUGCUGUUGCUGAAACAAUCCAAGUGGCAGGACAUCCUGAUGUUGUGAUAAACAAUGCAGCUGGAAACUUUAUUUCUCCUUCUGAACGACUUUCUGCUAAUGCCUGGAAAACAAUAACUGAUAUUGUACUUAAUGGUACUGCUUUUGUAACUCUGGAAAUUGGAAAGGAGCUCAUUAAAGCACAAAAAGGAGCAGCAUUCCUGGCUAUUACAACAAUUUAUGCAGAGAGUGGUUCAGGAUUUGUGUUGCCGAGUGCCUCUGCCAAAGCUGGUGUAGAAGCAAUGAGCAAGUCUCUUGCGGCUGAAUGGGGUAGAUAUGGCAUGAGAUUCAAUGUGAUUCAACCAGGUCCAGUAAAAACAAAGGGUGCUUUUAGCCGCCUUGACCCAACAGGCGCAUUUGAGAAGAAGAUGAUUGAGAGGAUUCCCUGUGGUCGUCUGGGAACUGUAGAGGAAAUUGCAAAUCUUGCUGCCUAUUUCUGCAGUGACUAUGCAAGCUGGGUUAAUGGAGCAGUUAUCAGAAUGGAUGGUGGAGAAUAUGUUUCUAUGGCAGGAGAAUUCAAUGAGUUGAAGAGGGUUACCAAAGAGCAGUGGGAUAUGAUGGAAGCAAUGAUUAGAAAAACAAAAGGCUCCUAAAGUACAUAACUUUAUGGCGGAGAUUCUUGGAAAUGAAUCAUACUUUUUAAUGAAUAUUUAGAAAUAACCAAUUGACAAAUAGCCUUCAAAAUCUUUUUUAUGCUAAUUUCAAUAAAAUAUUUUGAAAUGGUUGUAUUUGGAAUAUAGCUUGUAUAUUUUUCUAAUCUAAAAUCUAUUCUGUUGCAAUAGUGAACAACAGUUGGUCACUAAAAUUUUGUUGUUCUUUAGGUUGUCUUACAUAGCCAUGCCAUGGUCUACAAUCAGCCUGUUUUUUUAAUCUUUCUGAGGAUUUUUUUUCUCAGAUAUAUGCAAGUGUCUCUUAAUACUGUCAUAUCAGUAGCAUUUCAGUGCUAUCAUAACUGAAUGUAAUCAUUAAUAUGAAAAGAGAAACAAAAUACGAAGUCCUAAUCUUCACACUUCAAUAAGAAGUGUGAAGACUUCAACUUGCAAAUACAGUUUCAUAUUAUUAGAAGGCCAACAUACACUGAGAAAGGAUGUAAUUCCUGUAGUUACUUAGCAAAUCUUGAAAUGUAUAACCAUCUUGGUCUCAUCUUUUGUGACAUUUUCAGUCUGUUAAUGAUCUUAUUCUGAACUUUAAAAUGGCAUUUACAGACCUGUAGUGCCUUUCUAAGGAGCUUGCUCUUUGUCAUGAUGAAGUUAAUGUUCUUGAAAAUGAGAAACCAAAAAUCAUUUGUUAUUACAUAUAUGUGACUAUGGCAGCUCUGCAUAAAAAGUGGUUUAUUUAAGAGUAUUAAAGGGAUGUUGAUAAAUCGGGACUGAAAGUGUUGAAAUUUACAAAAAAUCUCUAGGUUUCAUUUGUAUUCACAGGGUGGUACUAAAGAAAUUUUAAGAUGGCAUUACCUCUUAAUCUAGUCAGUUUAUCCAUCCCAGAUAAGCAGAUGAUAAAAAAAUUGCUCUCCCUCUUUUAUUCAAAUUUAGAGAGUUGGUAGAUUUUUAUCCCUGAUGCCUCAGACAAUGGCUGGAAUUCUUCAAAGAAGUUAUCAGCCUCUGACCUUUACAACCUGAAAUCAAGGCUUUUUUUUUUUUUUUUUUUUUUUUUUUUUUUUUUUUUUUUUUUUUUUUGGUGUUUAACCAGAGCUGCAGCCUGUCCCCACAUAAAAUCAUGUACAUAGUUUUAUGUGCUUUGAGACUGAUACAGUGAUUUAAGAGUCAGGACAAAAGACUCCAUUUAAGGAUGUCCUCCUUCAGGUGCUGUUGGUGGUCAUGUAUUUUUCCACACAAUCCAGGGCAUACUUAACAUAUGCCAACAUCUAAAUUUGAGGUCACUUGAUUUCCUUAUUACAAAUAUGAAGCAAACUAAGAUGUGUUCUGCUUGAAAGUAUGAACUGUAUUAGUGUGGGCUUCCACGUGCCUUCCUCCUGUGAGUGAUGGUCCUGUGUGGGAUUGAAUAGCCACUGAUAACAAAAUCAACUGUGUUUAUCAUAGCAGCCUUCAAGGUGUUCUUAAACAUAAUGUGAAGCUUUUUUAUGGUAACUUGGGUUUGGUAGGUGUGUUGUCAAGAUCAAAUUCUAACGUGACAGCCAUAUCUUUUCCCCAAAAAGUGAUUUAAUUGAGAAGUUAGGCCCAUAUAUACUGUUUAUUGAUUGUCAUCCUUUGAUGUUUGAUAAUUAUAUUGCCUCCUGGUGUGGGACACAUACAAGUUGCAUAUAAGACUUUGACAUUUGAAAAAAAUUGCUUCAGAAAAAAAAAUCAAAUGUACGUUUGUGAGAUGUGGUAACAUCAGAUAUUUCUCUGGAGUGUCUAGUAGGUUAUCCUCUGGUGACAGGCUGUCAAUAAAAAUAAUUUCUUAUCA
Molecule: messenger RNA, 2890 nt
Organism: Prinia subflava (tawny-flanked prinia)
Lineage: Eukaryota; Metazoa; Chordata; Aves; Passeriformes; Cisticolidae
Gene: DECR1
Product: 2,4-dienoyl-CoA reductase 1
Exons: 10
Coding region: 76-1077 (333 amino acids)
Biological process (GO): fatty acid beta-oxidation
Cellular component (GO): mitochondrion
Molecular function (GO): 2,4-dienoyl-CoA reductase (NADPH) activity
Source: RefSeq, a predicted model, not a curated record